CUUGAUGGUUCUUAGUUCCUGCUAGUGCCACCGUGAAGCUAAUCGUUGAGAUGGAGAUUAGUAAAACUACCAUCGGGAUUGCAGCCGGCGUGGCCGGAACGCUGUUCCUGGGCUACUGCAUCUACUUCGAUCACAAGCGCCGCAAAGAUCCGGACUUCAAAAAGAAGCUGCGAGAGAGGAGGAAAGCGACGAAGGCUGUUUCGACUGCUGGAGGGCCACGGACGACGAUGCCCAACAUGGCAGACCAUGAAGAAGUGCAAGAUUUUUCCUCCAGGGAAAUUCAGAUGGGCGAGGCCCUCAUCUCUUCCGGUGACAUCGAGAACGGUGUCGAGCAUCUGGCUAACGCAGUGAUCGUCUGCAACCAACCGGCACAGCUUCUCCAAGUCCUCCAACAGACCUUGCCAGCCCAAGUGUUUACACUACUGAUCAAUCGUAUGCGUCAGUAA
Messenger RNA from Armigeres subalbatus, 446 nucleotides. RefSeq names its product mitochondrial import receptor subunit TOM20 homolog. Gene Ontology annotation, cellular component: mitochondrial outer membrane translocase complex; mitochondrial outer membrane. Lineage: Eukaryota; Metazoa; Arthropoda; Insecta; Diptera; Culicidae. The transcript is spliced from 2 exons. Bases 51 to 446 code for a protein of 131 amino acids. Gene Ontology annotation, molecular function: transmembrane protein transporter activity. The record is from RefSeq and is a predicted model, not a curated record. Gene Ontology annotation, biological process: intracellular protein transport; protein targeting; tRNA import into mitochondrion.